Sesamum indicum (sesame) is the source of this 1937-nucleotide messenger RNA. RefSeq names its product endonuclease/exonuclease/phosphatase family protein. NCBI's taxonomy places the organism in Eukaryota, Viridiplantae, Streptophyta, Magnoliopsida, Lamiales, Pedaliaceae. Gene Ontology annotation, molecular function: 5'-tyrosyl-DNA phosphodiesterase activity; single-stranded DNA binding. Gene Ontology annotation, biological process: double-strand break repair. The record is from RefSeq and is a predicted model, not a curated record. Gene Ontology annotation, cellular component: PML body; cytoplasm.
UAAAUUGUGAAAAUUGAAAGGGAGGCACUUUCCUAUUCCAUUCCAUGAAUCCCAUUCCCACAUCUUCCCACCCACCUAAGCUUGUCCUGUGAAGCGCCAACAUAUGAUGAUUUCAAUUUCAAAAUUGGUAAUACCUUCGUUUCCAAACAGAGCGCAGUCGAUCCUCUUCCCUUUUCGUUUCCCCCGUAGAAUAUUUGGUAACCCCUUGAAAACCCUUUCAGAAAUGUCUUCCUGGACAUGCUCUAUGUGCACAUUCAUCAAUCCACCCUCCCAAAAAUCACACUGCGAAAUCUGCCUCUCCGCACAACCGCAACCCGCCAUCGUAUCAUCAUCGACGACGACAUCUUCGCCAUCAUCAAAACCUAUGUGGUCAUGCGCCUUGUGCACUUUCUUGAACCCGUAUUCCUGCACGAUUUGUGAAAUAUGUGGCAAUAGGGCUUCCGCUUCUCUACUAUCCACUCUUGAACUCGACGAUGACGAUCUUGGGAACGCGCAGUUGGGUUCUUCCGUUGGCAGCGUUUUCAUGCCCUUGCGAACUUGUAGCAGUGCGAAGAAAGGAAAUGGCGAGAACCCAGUUGGUGGUGGUGAUGAUACGGGUCCUUCUGGUGAGUCAAAGGGAGUUGUGCUGCGCCGAGAUUAUUGUAACUUGGGAAAUGGAGAGAGACAAUACAUGGGUGAUGAUGGUAGCGGAAAGGUUGAUGCUGGAGGAAAUAAGGGUUUGUCUGCAGUUUUACAGCCUUGCAUUAAUAAGAGAAAAGAUAGGGAGGUUACAGGUGUGGAGGCUAGUGGAAGUACAGCCGGUGGUUCUUGCGGGUUUAGGGCUGUCAAGGCUGCGAAUCAGGCGGUUCAAGUUAAACCUGGGGCCACAUCAGGUGAGACACAUCCGUCUUCAGAAUGUAAAACAUGGAAGUUUUUGAGCUAUAAUGUGUGGUUUCGUGAAGAUCUUGAGAUGCACAAGAGGAUGAAAGCAUUGGGCGACCUUAUUGAAUCGCAUUCGCCCGAUGUUAUGUGUUUUCAGGAGGUCACUCCCAGUUUUUAUGGCAUUUUCCAGAAAUCUAGCUGGUGGAAGCGAUACUGCUGCUCAAUUCCAGACGAGACGGCAUUUCCAGGAGCAUAUUUCUGCAUGCAGUUAUCCAAACUGCCGGUUAAAUCCUAUAGCUGCAAACCCUUCCAUAAUUCUAUCAUGGGACGAGAACUUUGUGUUGCAGAAGUUGAAGUGCAACCAGGUAUCACCAUGGUUAUUGCUACCAGCCAUCUGGAAAGUCCUUGCCCAGCACCUCCAACAUGGGAUCAGAUGUUCAGCAAAGAACGUGUGGCUCAGGCCACUGAGGCAGUGAGGUUUCUGGAGAAAAAUCAAAACGUAAUCUUUUGUGGGGACAUGAACUGGGAUGAUAAAUUGGACGGUCCUUUUCCUUUACUUGAUGGAUGGGUGGAUGCUUGGACAGAGCUAAGGCCUGGAGAAGUUGGAUGGACGUAUGACACAAAAUCAAACAAGAUGCUGAGUGGCAACAGAACUCUGCAAAAACGUCUGGAUCGAUUUGUUUGCAAAUUGAAGGAUUUCAAGAUAAGUGAAAUUGAAAUGAUAGGUAAAGAUGCAAUUCCAGGUGUAUCAUACAUCAAGGAAAGGAGGGUGAAAGGCCAAGUGAAGGAGCUAGUGCUUCCUGUUUUACCAAGUGAUCACUAUGGAAUGCUUUUAACUAUCUGUCCCAGUGAUUCUACUUAGUACUGUUGCCUCCACAGAGAAGUUUAGUCAUUUUGGCCCUUAAGCCUUUUCCUUCUCUAAAUGCUGCAUAUCUUUUGUGUGCCUAUAACAGAGUCGGUAAGAAGGACCCGAAAACUUCUGCUGAGCAGCAUUAUGUUGAUGUAAAAACUUCUCCUGUAGAAUGAUAUCAGUGUGGAGUUAAUAUUAAGCAUCACCAAAAUCACUUGUCAACUCA